Molecule: messenger RNA, 2306 nt
Organism: Misgurnus anguillicaudatus (oriental weatherfish)
Lineage: Eukaryota; Metazoa; Chordata; Actinopteri; Cypriniformes; Cobitidae
Product: globoside alpha-1,3-N-acetylgalactosaminyltransferase 1
Biological process (GO): carbohydrate metabolic process
Cellular component (GO): membrane; Golgi apparatus; vesicle
Molecular function (GO): hexosyltransferase activity
Source: RefSeq, a predicted model, not a curated record
GUUCAGUUUUCUAAACGCGCUCAGUGUGAAUUAGACUGUUACAGAAAUGAUGCGAUCAAGUCAAACCGUUCAUUCCUUUCUUCUUGUGUUUCUUGGUAUGUUACUGAGUGGGGUUAUUUAUCUGGGCUACACCUCCACUUGGGAAAGAAAUGGAGAGCAAAGAAUGUGCAUCAACUGGACAGAAGGCUACGUAGGAGUCACUGAUUUAAUCACAGCUGUAUCAGAAAAAAGAAGGACAAGUCCCAUCUGUGCAAACAUGCAAAAGGACUUGAAUUUGCAGUUACCACAAGGGGUUUUUUACGAACAGCCAAGUGUGGUGCGCCCAGAAGGAAUUGUUACCUUGACGCCAUGGUUGGCCCCAAUUGUAUGGGAAGGAACUUUUGAUCCCAAGCUAAUUGAUCCUAUCUACAAACAGCAAAACAUCACUAUAGCAACUACAGUCUUCGCUCUUGGAAAAUACACACAGUUUCUCAGAACUUUCCUGGAGUCGGCAGAAAAGCAUUACUUUGUUGGAUUUCGUGUGCUUUACUAUGUGUUUACCGAUAACCCAGAAGAGGUUCCUCUAGUAACUCUCGGUGCAGAACAUUAUUUAACAGUGUUUAAAGUCCCCAGUUUAAACAGAUGGCAGGACAUUACAUUGGGUAGGAUGGGGAAGCUGGAGAUGCUGAUUGAGAAGCGAUUGGCCUAUGAAGCAGACUACGUUUUCAGCCUGGACGUGGAUACGAAGUUUCGUGGCCACUGGGGGGUGGAGUCUUUGGGUCGGCUUGUAGGCGUCAUACAUCCUGGUUACUAUGAAACACCACGUGACAAAUUCCCAUAUGAGCGUCGAGCUAAAUCUCAGGCAUAUAUUCCCUCUGCAGAAGGUGAUUAUUAUUAUGGUGGAGCUGUGAUCGGUGGCUUAGUUAAAGACGUAUAUAUGCUGGCUAAAACGUGCAGGGAACAGUUAGAAAUUGAUGCGGCUAAAUCCAUCGAGGCGGUAUGGCAGGAGGAAUCUCAUUUGAACAAAUACUUCCUUUAUAACAAACCCACUAAGCUGCUAUCACCCGAGUAUCUGUGGCAGGAUUUCAAAUCGAAAACAAAGGAUGUGAAAAUCAUUCGAUUCUCUCAGGUUAAUAAAAACUAUGCUGCUGUUCGUUCAAACCGGUAGCCGGUAUUAAUCGAACAUUCACACCGUUAUGCACUUUAUUUGAAGAUGGUUUUGGUAUUAGAACGUGUCAGGCAUGUUAACAUCUUUGAUGUAAUUGUGAAUUACCAUGAUCUGUUUGCUACCUCUGCUCAGUUCUUAAAUAGACUCCUAUAGCACCAUGCGCCACAAGAAACUUUUCUUGGACGGUAAACAACAGGCAAAUGAUAAAAUUGGCCCGUGAAUGUCACCAAAUAAAACAGAAUACAACUGGUCGCCCCUGAACCCGUUCAGAUUGAACUCAGACCGGGGAUGAAUCUGUUAUGGGAGUCGACUGCACAACAAGAAGGCCAUGGCCUCUAGCAUCAGACGCUGGAGGAUCUCUUGAGAUCGAGGAGUGAGGUUUACACACUGUACAGCUUUUAUAUACUAGCUGAUCUACAAGAGUGUUAAAGAGGCCAUGGCACAAGAUUUUUUUAAGAUGUCAAAUAAAUCGUUGGUGUCCCCAGAGCACAUAUGUGAAGUUUUAGCUCAAAAUACCAUAUAAAUAAUUUAUUAUAGCAUGUUAAAAUUGCCACUUUGUAGGGUGUAUCCUUUAAAAUGCAAAUGAGCUGAUGAAAUUCAAACACUGAUCACAAUGAUAAUGGUUUGUUGCAAUUAAAACUCAACUGUGCUUUUCUCUGCACUAAAUGGCAGUGCUGUGGUUGGAUAGUGCAGAUUAAGGGGUGGUAUUAUUAUAAUAAGAGCUCCUUAUGACAUCAUAAGGAGAGCCAAAUUUCAACAACCUAUUUUUUCAUGUGCUUGCAGAGAAUGGUUUACCAAAACUAAGUUACUGGGUUGAUCUUUUCACAUUUUCUAGGUUGAUAGAAGCACUGGGGACCCAAUCAUAGCACUUAAACAUGGGAAAAGUCAGAUUUUCAUGCCAUGGCCCCAUUUUGUAUUCAUAGAGAUAAUAUGCUACCAAAAAGUUUGUGAAUUUUAACUCCAACACUAGGAGUGUGGCUUUUUUAUUUCACAAUUACACAAAGUAAAGCUGUUGUAUGGUUUUAUAUAUUUUGCAUACAGUUUUUUUAGAUCAAGGUUUAUGUUUAAUCACCUACUGUAUGCCUCAUCGUAGUGUUUUAAUACUGAAUUGAAUAAAAUACUCUCUAUGCAAACAAACGGGACUCGGCUCUAAAUAAAA